AUGGCCGAUUUCUUUCAUCACAUGUCUAGAAGAGUGCCUGACCCUGACGAAAUGAACUUUGAGAAAAUGACAAAAAUGGGUGGAGUUGAGUUUAAAGGCACUUUUAACGCUACAGAUGCCGAACAGUGGUUGGAAUGGAUUAAAAGAGUAUUCGAACAGUUAGAGUAUUCAGAUGCUGCCAAAUUUAAGUAUGAUGUCUCACUGUUACAAAAAGAUGCCUAUGAUUGGUGGGUAAGUGUACCGAAUGCCAGGGCAAAACCUCUUGUUCUUACUUGGAAUGAUUUUGUGAAAAAAUUUCAUAAAAAGCUAUCCCUCUAUGCUGGGGGUAUUAUUAAUAACAAAAAAGAUAAGUGCAAGCGAUUCAAAGACGAUUCAGGAGGUCCAUCAAAAAGAGAGAGGUUUGAUAGUUCCACAGCUAAUACUUUUCGCAAGUUAUCCCAACAUAAGCAGAAUAGAUCAAGUUUCUCUAUGGCCAGCACUCCAAGCUAUGGCCAAGGCAAGACUCGUAUACCCACUUGUGCACAAUGUGGAAAGAAUCACUUUGGUACUUGUAGAAGAGCUUCUAGAGCUUAUUUUAAUUGUGGGAGCUUCGAUCAUAAAGUGAGGGAUUGUCUUAAUCCUAACCCCACUUCUUCUCCGCAUAUGGAAGGCUCAGUUCAAAAACCUGUUACCACUCCCUCUCAAGGGAAUAAAGGUGCAAGAUCAAGAAACACACAAGCAACAGGUACAGGUGCAGCCAAUCCAGCUAGUGGGUCAAGAGCUAUAGCAUGA
Messenger RNA from Solanum dulcamara, 771 nucleotides. RefSeq lists its product as uncharacterized. The record is from RefSeq and is a predicted model, not a curated record. Bases 1 to 771 code for a protein of 256 amino acids. The transcript has 3 exons. Lineage: Eukaryota; Viridiplantae; Streptophyta; Magnoliopsida; Solanales; Solanaceae.